AUGGCAACUCACCAAGGACCGCCCCGUCGCAACGGUGUCAGUGGGUUCAAUAUGACGGGUCCACUAACUCCCGCCAUACCUCUGAUCGCCCCGCCCCGCAAGAGACCCAUUGGGUCCCAGAUUGUGCCUGGUCCUUCUACUCAUGCCACUUCUCUUAACAACCAGGGUCCUCCGUACAGGAUCACCCCCCUGGUGGGCCCCGACACAGCCCAUUCUUCCUCUUUCGGACAGACCACUGUCCGAACAAGCCAGUCGCAGCGUGAGCUCUCCGCGCUUGGCAGUCAACUGGUGGAUGCCGAAGCGACAAUCUCUCGGCAGGAGAUGGAGCUGAACCACGCCAAGUCCCAGGUUUCAGCCCUCCGAUCUCUUAACGCCGCACAGCGACGCACCACCAAGUUUGUUGACCAAGAGCAAAUGGAUGCCUUGAUCAGCCAAUCUCGCGGUAGCCGAUCCCGCGAUGUUGAUGCGCAGCUCCGGGUUCUUGAGGAUCGGUUGGACGAAGCCGCCGAAGAGCUCGAACGUGCGGAGGGUAACCUAAAGUCCCUCCAGGCUUGUAGACAAGGUCUGGCAAAAGACCAGACAGACCUCCGGGAGCUGCGGCAACUGCUCGCAGCUACGGAACAUAACAUGCGGCGCCAAGAGCGCAUUGUGGGUGCGGAGAGCCGAUUCAAAGGCCUCCUUAAGACCAUGGAAAGGAUGCUUGCCUCGUCGAUGGAAAACGCAAGGGCCAGUCAGAUCCAGACUCGCAGUGCGCCGAUUGCUGAGUCCAAGACCAACCCUGUGGGUAUUGCACGUCGCCUUGUCAUGAGGAGCCACGAACUAGGCUCCCAGGGGCAUCCAUUUGACCACCACUCACAGCAACUCGACAAGGGAAAAGAACGUGGCCCGAGAUCUCUCCCUCCCGAGGAACGCGAAUGUGAUGAGGGCCUUACCUCCAAUUCUAAUGAGUCUUAUUUAUCCUCGAUUUCCCCAUCGGACAGCCUCACCAUUGCGAUGCCACUGGAUCCUCGCAAUUCAUCACGGGAUGGGUCACCAAUGUCACUGGAUCCUCACGAAUCAUCACGGGACGGAUCACCCAUGAGUAUCACUAUUGAGCCCAUGGGACAGGAACUUGCCGCCCACAUGUUGCAGGCAGAUGAGUCGCAGAUGGGCGACCAAAAUGCAGUGGUGCAAGGAGCACCAGGCACCACCUUUACCAACGCUCCCCAGCAAGUGGAGACUCACGGCAUGAUGCAAAACAAGAACCAGUUGUCUGACUUUGAAAUCGAAAAACUGAACGGUCAGGACUUUGACGGCUACAUGGACUGGGAAUAUACGUAUGCGCAGACUAUCACACCUUGCACGAAAGAUGACCCGAGCCAGGAAUCUGAUGUCUGCAUGCUUGACGUAAUCCCAGUGCGUCGCAGACUAAAUCCCCGGAUCGCAUUUGCUCGACGAAAGGAUCGCAUCAUCUUCAAGGGCAAGGCGGUCCUCUGGGCAACCACCACGUAUGCACGCGGCCGCGAUCCCAAAAUUAAGUGGCAACGUCUUACCGGGGUAAAUCGACGUCAUCUUACCAAUGAUAAUCGGCCUCGCCUUACCGACAAUCGGCCUAGCGUGAGCCUGGGUCUGACAAUGAUCGUCAAUCUCCCUAGACGAAAGAGGGUAGCCAGCUUCAACAGGUUCAGCGAGGACGAAGAACCAAGCCCCAAGAAGCGGAUUACAAAGAAAAUCGUGGAAGCCAACGGUUCGCUUUUACUUUCCCGUUCUGAGGUAUACGUGAUAAACACAGCCCCGAAAGUGCCAGAGAUGAGUGAGCCAGCUAUUUCGCAGCCUACUCAGACUAUUUCGGAGGACACUGAGUCUGCCAAAACCGAGCAGAUGCCUACACCGGCAGUUAUGAGUGAGCCAGCUGUUUCUCAGCCUACUCAGACUGUUCUGGAGUACACCGAGAUUGUCUUGAUCGAGCAGGUGCCCACUGCAGCAGCCAUGAGUGUGCUAGCUGUUCCCCAGCCGAUUCAAGUUGUCGUGGAGGUCACCGAGCAGGUUCCUAUCGAUGAAGCUUUGGGUGAUCCCGCGGUUACUCAGCAGACUCAAGCUGAUUCGGAGGAAAACGAGACUGUCGAGACCGUGCAGGUUCCCACUGAGGCAGUGACGAGUGAGCCAGCUGCUCCCAAGCCAUCUCAAACUACCUUGAAGGCCACUUUGCACGAGUCUAGUGUAUUUGAGUACACUAUGCUGGCGUCCACUGUGUCCAUUCCGUCUGACGAAGUUGUGGAUGCGCCUGCUCCUAGUGAGCCGGCUCCAACUGAGUCAGUCCAGACUGAGCCACCGUCAACUGAGGAAAUUCUGAGUGCGCCUGCUGUUAUUGAGCCGACUCUGAAUGAAUCAGAUCUGACUUGGCAGACCAAGGAUGAGCUUGUUGUUCCGAGCCUGCGGACCGGUACUCGUUCGCACCUCGAUGUAUUGCUUACGAGACGUGCGGCAGGGACUCAAGCUCGUCCUACCAUCAUGUCAUCUUCUGGGGGGUUGCAGGUCACAGCAGCCCCUCGUGUUAUCUCCACCUAUUCCCUGGUGGCUAGUCCCGAAGACGCUUCGGUAAAGAACGCCGUUGCAACAGGGACAGAUUCCCGUGCGGGGGUUUCGAAAGGCACCAAGAGGUUUGAGGACACCGAAAACCCGACUCGCAGCGCUCAACAGUCUGCAGGAGAACAGCGGGAGGAAAUGGGCGGAGAAGAGGCAGCGACUACUAGUCUCCAAAUGCCAGGAGCUUGGCCUUCCGACCCACCCGCCAUCACUGCGUCUGAUGAGUCAGACAUGCAGGAGGGAUCGGCUUUGCUGAGGGGGUUUGUGGACAGGAGCUCGUCGGAUCUCUUUUGGUGUAUUCGCUAUGGUGAUGGUGAUUCUGCUGUCGUUCCCUCUAUGGACAGAUCACCUUAA
Penicillium robsamsonii is the source of this 2919-nucleotide messenger RNA. RefSeq lists its product as uncharacterized. Lineage: Eukaryota; Fungi; Ascomycota; Eurotiomycetes; Eurotiales; Aspergillaceae. Bases 1 to 2919 code for a protein of 972 amino acids. The record is from RefSeq and is a predicted model, not a curated record. The transcript has a single exon.